Molecule: messenger RNA, 3357 nt
Organism: Penaeus vannamei (Pacific white shrimp)
Lineage: Eukaryota; Metazoa; Arthropoda; Malacostraca; Decapoda; Penaeidae
Source: RefSeq, a predicted model, not a curated record
GAGGGGGAGAGGAAGAGGAAAAGGAAAAGGAAAAAGAAAAGGAAAAGGAAAAAUAUAUGGAGAAUUAGGAUGAGGAAGAGGGAGAAGAAAAAGAAAAGAAAAGAUGAAGGAGAGGGAACUUUUGGUGCAUGUGUUUACACUCUCACCCAAGGAGUUAGCACUUUGCCUGACUCUCUACUGUAUACUCCCGUAACGAGUGACUUGGUUGCCAUGUGAUCGAUAUUGGAUUGAUUAUCCAUUGGUGGACGCGUCGUUAUUGGCAACUCUUUAAACGCAGUUUGACCGAUUAUCGCUAGCCAUGGAAAUGACGGGCCAAGAGGUGCAGAAGGAGGCGUACGAUGCCAAGUGCCACGAUGCCGGGCGCGAGGAUUUCCUCAGGCACCUGCCAUGCCCCAAGGACGGCCUGUGCCCCGACGAGGACAACCCCGAUAACGUGGUGCCCAACAAUCAGCUUACUUACGCCAUUCAGGACAUCAAUAACCCGAGGUUCUGGUACCUGAGCCUGGUCGCAUGUGUCCGCAACUCCUCUUGCUCCUGGCAGCAUGUACGUAAGCCUGUGAGAAUGGAGUAUGAUAUAAAUAUUGUCAAUGGCAAUCCUAAUGGUGCAGACCACAACCCUUUUGAGUACCACUUCUCUUUUGACAAGCAGGACACAGUAGAAAUAUAUCUGGUAUGUGUGGUACUCUAUGGCUUUUUGUUGGUACCACUACAAGUGUAUGCAGCAUGUCGCCAGAUCCACCCCAUCACCCGCCUGUUCACAGCCACCCUCAUCAUGCAGCUUGCGGGCCUUCUCUUUGAUACUCUGCACCUGCUUGUGUUUUCCUUUGAUGGGGAAGGUAGUGAAGGUGUGAACAUCGUGGGUGACCUCUUCAACAUUUUAGCCCAGUCAUUGUUUAUGAUGUUACUACUGCUGCUGGCCAAAGGAUGGGCUAUCACACGCAUGAUGCUAACUCAACGCCUCCUCUUGUUCUCACUCUGGGGACUCUACUCCAUCCUGAUACUCACACUUUAUUUCUGGAAUAUGAUGGAAGUGGAUGUAAUAGAAGACAUAGAUGAGUAUCAGACAUGGCCAGGGUGGUUAACCUUGGCAUUGCGUGUACUUAUAAUGAUAUGGUUCCUGGUUGAACUGCGCAACACUAUGACCUACGAGCAUAAUUCCAACAAACUUCAUUUCUUCUUGCACUUUGGAGCUGCUUCUCUUGUCUGGUUCAUUUACUUACCUGUUGUGGCUCUGAUUGCCCUACAGGUAUCCCCACUUUGGAGAUACAAGCUCUUGUUAGGUUUCACAUACUCAGCUGAUUUACUAGCCCACUCAUUCAUGACCUACAUGUUGUGGCCCGAGCGAUCAGAGCAGUAUCUUCUCCUUGCACAUGAAGCAGACCUCUCAGAUGAGCUGGAUGAGUUCAAUGAAGCACCUCACAUCAUCAACCACUCAGACUCAGCACUCCUCACCCCCAUGUUUGACUAUGACACUGAACCACUCAAGAUCAACACCUGAAAGCCAGACAGAACAUAUGGUGCCAAAGUAACUUGUAUAGUGUUACAGUUGCCAGUAGAAUAGAGAUAUUUUUUAGCUGUAUCUUCUGAAAUGAUGCUGCGUUAUAAGCAGAUGGUUAGUAAUAAGAAAUAUAGUUGAAUUUCUUCAUUCACCGAGGACGAUGUUGCACACACCAUGCAGUCACAGAGUAUAAUUUUGUUUUUUUUUCUCAUUCUUUUGUUGUACUGCUAAACAGAUUCUCAAGACAUUUGUCUUUAUGCACUGGUUGUAAAGUACAGUAUUUACUAUAGACCAAAGAAAUAUAGAAAUUGGCUCUAAGAGAGUGCAUGAGUAUUUUUUCUUCAAGAAAAAAAGAAUAUAUAUAGAGAUCAUGAAGUCUUAUUUUCUAUAUUAUUUAGGACCAAUAUAUGUAUAUUUGUUUUUAUAAGGUCCCUCCACAUUUUCUGGAAAAAAGUGAAAUGUAUAUAAAAAAAACAAUCUUGUUGAUAUACUGCAGUACUUUGGUACUAUAUUUAUUUCAGUUAUUCAUAUAGCAUCCACUUCUGUGUGGGAUGAUAUGGUUUGUGAUAUUUAAAUUGAGUAAUAUUAAUAAGGGAAUAUUAUUGUUACAUGAUUUUGCUGUCAUGUUCAGUAAAAGAUAGAUUGGUGAUCUAUUUUUUUCAGAAAAAGGUACUUAAUAUUCAGAUAUAUUUAUUCUUUCUUUAAAAACUGAUCACAAGGAUGGUCUUGUAUUACACAUUAGACAUGUGUAAACCUUGUAUUUUGGACUUGUUUAAAGGGAAAAUUUGUUUACUUUGCACUUUUUAGAUGUUUGAUAUAAAAUGUUAUUGGAACUUGAGAAUAUUAUUAUUUAGUGAGAUAACUGAUUUUUCUUUUGUUAUCUUUUCCUCCUCAUAUUUAGAAAGGUUUGAAGCCAGCCAUGAUAUUUUCUCUUAAAGCAAUUUGUUUUGUAUAAAUUUUAAUCUAUUUUAUUUUAUUUUAUUAUUUUUUGAAUUUUGGGUUACGAAUCUCAAGUUACUGAUUUGGUUGCAUUUCAUUGUGUGUAACAGUAUCAUUAUAAUCUUAUAGCAUUUUCUUUGUGAUUAGCAGUUAAUUAAGAUACUAUUAUACAUUCCAGUUAAACUAAUAAACCAUAGCUAGCCUCUCCAUUCCUUUAUUAAUCUUAUGAAUAUAUUUGAUUAACAUAAGAGAAAAAAAAAAAGUUCUUUAGUUUACCAAGAUUACAUACCUUGUAUCCAUUCAUAAUGUCUUAGUUAAUGAGAUUAAUUUUGAAGUUACAUAUAUGGCUAACUUGUAUAUCCAAGUAUAGUAAGCUGCCUGAGUGACUGAAAAGAGGAUUAGAGAUUUUUAUUUUCUACAAUGCUAACUGAACAAAGGUGGAAGGUUGUAAGGUAAUAAGCUGUUGCAAAAUGUAUCAAUAUCACACAUUCUCGUCAAACCUCAAAGGGUACUGCUCUAAAAGCAAUAUGUAUAUACAAACACAUUUCCCAACUAGCAGGUAGAAGUUCAUUAUUAUUGUAUUGGCUUUGAUCAUCAUGCAUUUCAUCCUUAAGCAAAAAUGGCUCUUAUUUUGAAAAUGACUUUAGGUAUCCAUGUUUUAAAAAAAGGGUUGUGAUGUCUAUUUUUAAACAGAAAAGAUUGUACAGACAACAGAAAUAGGGUUCUACAUAUACCAAAUACAUUCUUCCAAGAUUUUUACAAGAGUUGUAUUAGGUGCUGUGUCCUGUGCCAAUAAAGAGUAUAAAAGAGGAAAAGUUGUUGUUGCAGUUUAAAUUGAAAUAAUAUUUUCUCCAUGCUGAUUGUAAUAUAUAUGAUAAUGAUUCAUGUAGUUAAUGCAUGAAUAAAACUACAAUAUAUUC